ACAAGAGCAAUGGGCAGCCAACUGCUGGCGGCGGCGCCACCAGCGAAACGUCCGUUGAUCUCAUCCACGAUCACUACCACCACCACCCACGCUACCGCCGGCGACGGAACCACCACCACCAUAUCCUCCCUCGGACAAGACCAGCUUCUCGACAUCUUCCUCCGCCUGCCCAACCUGCCGGCCCUCAUCCGCGCGGCGCUCACCUGCCGCCCAUGGCUCGGCGCCGUCCGCUCCUCCCGGUCCUUCCGCCGCCUCUUCCGCGCCCUUCACCCAGCGCCGCUCAUCGGGCUCUUCAUCGACAUCGACGGCGCCGCCGCCCCCUCCUUCGUCCCCCUGCGCCGCUCAGAUCCCAACGUCAUAGCCGCCGUCCGCCGCGGCGACUUCCUCCUCACUUCCCUCCCGGUGAAUGCCGACGAGGAUACGAGCUGGUGUAUCACGGACUGCCGCCAUGGCUACGUCCUGCUGUGGAACAAGAUCGUAUGGAAGAAGCCGACCGUCGCUGCCGUGAACCCCAUGACCUGGGCCUUGGACAUCAUCCCGGUGCCCCGCGAUGUCUGGGCUGGGAGGAGUGGGAGACGCCGCCAUUUCGCCUUCCUUGGUUUCCAUCUGCUGUCUUCCCAGGAGAACCCCCGGUCGUUCCGCGUGGUCUGCGUAUGUGCUGACAAGCAAAGAGUUCGUGUCGCCGUCUUCUCACCGGAGACGAGGAAUUGGGUCGUCCACCCGUGGGUGCACGUCGGUGGUGACAACAGCCUCAAGUCCAGCGCCGGCACGCUGGUGGGUGGUUCCGUUUACUGGCCUUUCCACGGCGAAGGGCGCAUGAUUAGGAUCAACACAGCCACCAUGGAUAUCUCCUUUGUGGAUCUACCCUCGCAAAUCAAGGUGUACGGGCACAAUUUCAAGGCCGGGGAGACCAAGGACGGCCAACUAUGCAUUGUCUAUGCGUCUGACGAUUUUCUCCUCCGUGCUUGGACCCGUAGUCUGGACGCCGACGGAAUUGAGGUCUGGGUGCUGAAAAACAUUCUCUCUUUGAGUGAAGGAAUUGAUGAGAUCACUGAGGGGUGUGCUGUGGACUUGCCAGUCGACCUCAAAGUUGUGCAAGUUAGGUCAGGAUACGUGUACUUGUCCGCGACGUGCAUGACCCAUCCUGGCACACUCCGCUGCUGGUUCAUCUCCCUUUCACUCGAGACCACUGAGUUUGAGUUACUGGUUCAUGGGUGUUUUGGUGGCUCUGUCUGUCCGUACAACAUGGCCUGGCCUCCUUGUUUGGUUGGUGAUGAUGGGAGCAUUGGGCAUCAUGAAGUUGAAGGCUCUCACUGAAGUCUGCAGUUGUUUGCCAUGUGAGGAAAUGAAUGAAAAUAUUAUGUGGGUAUGAUCUAACCGUUAUUAAUUACUUUGUUGAUACAAAAUAAUGUCUAUGUUUGCAUUGAAAACUGGAAGAUUGUUCCUUGGUGUCUUAAGUAAUGAUUAGUCCCAUAGAACCCUUUAGAUGCUUCUAAAAAUAUCGGUACCAUUCCGAAGCUAAUGAAUUUAUGGAAGAUUGGAUUUUCAGAUUAUGGAAACUUUCUCUAUGGAAUACU
Messenger RNA from Triticum aestivum (bread wheat), 1577 nucleotides. RefSeq lists its product as uncharacterized. NCBI's taxonomy places the organism in Eukaryota, Viridiplantae, Streptophyta, Magnoliopsida, Poales, Poaceae. The record is from RefSeq and is a predicted model, not a curated record. Gene Ontology annotation, molecular function: protein binding. The transcript has a single exon. Bases 10 to 1317 code for a protein of 435 amino acids.